Brassicogethes aeneus is the source of this 2525-nucleotide messenger RNA. The record is from the annotation of a GenBank genome assembly. Lineage: Eukaryota; Metazoa; Arthropoda; Insecta; Coleoptera; Nitidulidae.
AUGUCCAAAAAACGCAACAACAAGAAAAAUUUAGAUGAUGAUUUCGAAGAAUCGGCUAAAAGUAAUGCGGAACAAGAAUCUAAGGCGAUAACCUCAAAAAAAUCUAAUAAGAAAGGCAAAAAAGGAAAAAAAGAUGAUUGGAGCGAUGAUGAAGCAGAUACUGUUUUACGAUCUUAAAUCAGAGGGUGGAGACUCGAUAGCUUCUUCAAAACCAGAAUCUGUUAACAAAAAGAAAGGAGGUAAAAAAGGUAGACCCAAUAAAAACGACGAUGGUUGGGGCGAUAAAGAUCUAGACAUUGAACUAAAAAUAUCUGAUGAUGAAGCUAUUGUUGCUGCACCUGUUAAGAAGAAUAAAAAAAAUAAGAAAAAGAAAUUGGAAAGUGAAGAUGAAGAUGAAGAUGAAGAUGUUGAUGAUAUUCCAGAAGAAAUUGUGGAAGAAGCUCCUCCACCAAAACCAUCUAAACCUUCAGGAAAAGCUAAGUCAAAUGCAUUUGCAAACUUAAAAGUUGAAGAUGAUAUAGAUGAUUCUGAAGAAGAAAUUGUAGAGAAACCCAAGGCAAAAAGCAAAGACAAAUCCGAUACCCCUGAACCUAAACCUGUAGAAGAUGAAGAAACUGAGGAUAUCUCAGAAGGUUUAGAAAAUGUAACAAUUAAAGAUGAAAAAAAGCUUACACAUAAAGAAAAAAAGAAGCUGAAAAAGCAACAAGAGUAUGAUAGGCAAAUGGAAGCCAUGUUAAGGAAAGGUGGACAAGGCCACUCUGAUUUAGACAGCAACUUUACAGUAUCACAAGCUCAAAAAACUGCUGGUCAAAUGGCCGCCCUAGAAAAUGCUGUUGAUAUUAAAAUUGAGAAUUUCAGUAUAUCAGCCAAAGGAAAUGAUUUGUUUGUCAAUGCCACUUUACUUAUUGCUCAAGGUAGACGUUAUGGUUUAGUUGGACCAAAUGGUCAUGGUAAAACAACCUUACUGAGGCACAUCCAGCAAAGGGCCUUUUCCAUCCCUCCGAACAUAGAUAUUCUCUACUGCGAACAAGAAGUGGUGGCCGAUGACUUGUCGGCCGUCGAAUCAGUAUUAAAAGCCGACGUGAAAAGAACUACACUGAUGGAGGAAUGCAAAAAACUCGAGGAGGAAUUCAAUUCCGGAAAGAUGGACGUCCAAGAGAGACUGAACGAUGUUUAUGCUGAAUUAAAAGCUAUUGGAGCUGAUUCUGCCGAACCAAGAGCAAGGAGGAUUUUGGCUGGUUUGGGAUUCGAUAAGGAAAUGCAGGAUAGGGCAACUAAAAACUUUUCUGGAGGAUGGAGAAUGAGAGUAUCCCUGGCUAGAGCUCUUUACAUUGAACCAACUUUGUUAUUGCUUGAUGAACCUACCAAUCAUUUAGAUUUAAACGCUGUUAUUUGGCUUGAUAAUUACCUACAAGGCUGGAAAAAAACUUUGCUUAUAGUUUCUCACGAUCAAUCUUUCUUAGACAACGUGUGCAACGAAAUCAUCCACUUGGAUCAGCAAAAACUUUACUAUUACAAAGGAAACUACUCUAUGUUUAAAAAAAUGUACCAACAAAAACGUAAAGAAAUGAUCAAGGAAUACGAGAAGCAAGAGAAACGUAUCAAGGAAUUAAAAUCUCACGGAUCAUCGAAGAAGGCGGCCGAAAAGAAGACGAAGGAAGCUUUGACUAGGAAACAAGAGAAAAAUAGGAGCAAAAUACAGAAACAAGAUGAUGAAGUGUCCGCCACCGAACUGCUGCAGAAACCCAAGGAGUACUCGGUCAAGUUCAGGUUCCCUGAGCCACCUCCUCUACAACCACCAAUUUUGGGAGUACACAAUGUUAAUUUUGCCUUUGAAGGGCAAAAGCCUUUAUUCAAAAACACCGAUUUCGGUAUUGAUAUGAACAGCAGAGUGGCUAUUGUAGGCCCUAAUGGGGUAGGAAAAUCAACGUUUUUAAAACUGCUAGUGGGCGAUCUAACACCCCAAACUGGCGAGAAUAGGAAAAACCACAGGUUGCACAUAGGGAGAUUCGACCAGCAUUCCGGCGAACAUUUGACGGCCGAAGAAACGCCCUCUGAAUAUCUUAUGCGAUUGUUCGAUUUACCGUACGAGAAGGCUAGGAAACAAUUGGGGACCUUUGGUUUGGCCAGUCAUGCGCACACCAUUAAAAUGAAGGAUUUAUCUGGUGGUCAGAAAGCCAGAGUGGCCUUAGCUGAGUUGUGCCUUAAUGCUCCAGAUGUCCUUAUUCUUGAUGAACCUACAAAUAAUUUGGACAUUGAAUCAAUUGAUGCAUUAGCUGAAGCCAUUAACGAAUACACUGGUGGUGUAAUCAUUGUUUCUCACGACGAACGUCUUAUUAGGGAUACUGAGUGUGCUCUUUACGUCAUAGAAGAUCAAACAAUUAACGAAUUAGAUGGCGAUUUUGAUGAUUACAGAAAAGAACUUUUGGAAAGCCUAGGUGAAGUUAUUAAUAGUCCAAGUAUCGCUGCCAAUGCUGCUAUAGCUUAGACACUUUAUAAUUGGAAUUUUAUAUUUAUAAUUAAAC